Molecule: messenger RNA, 753 nt
Organism: Symbiodinium pilosum
Lineage: Eukaryota; Dinophyceae; Suessiales; Symbiodiniaceae
Source: the annotation of a GenBank genome assembly
AUGAUGGUUGAUCAAGCCGCAGAAGCCGUGAUGGCGGCUUUCAAAGAUGGGAUCGUGCGGCAGUCAGUGCGCUUGCGUCUGGACAUGGUAUGUCCGCCAAAUCGAGUGACAGAAGCUGGAAUGGAAGCACUUCUCAACGAUGCGCUUCCCAUGGCCGAGGCUUUCACGAAGGGGCUGCAGGCUCCAGGAGGGGCGGCGUUGAAGGAGGUGCGCGUAUCCAGGUUUGAUGCUGUGGGCACAAGCUCUGGUGACGUUGGCACGCUCCUGUACCGAGUGACUGAUGAUGCCAAGCAGGAUGCUGCCGUCAUCUUCCUGGGCGGCCGCAAGUUUGUUCUGCAGGAUCCCUCCUUUGAGUUCACCAAUGGCAUGAAAGAGCGCCUGGUGGUAAUGCUGAACGCGGAAGAUGCUGCGACCAGCUUCAGGAUAGAAAACAAAGGCACCGAAGUGAGCGUCGGAGGUAACUUCGGCGGAGACGUGAAGAUCCUCAAGAGGUUCUGCAACCAGUUCAAAGAGGAGACAUACUACAUACGUCUCCUGUUGUUGAGCGACUGGCCGGUGCUCAUCUUUCGUGCGUAUCCAAAUCCAUGGGUUGUUUAUCUGGAAAGCCUCGACGGGGACGUUGUGAGGUUGCUGCAGGGGUCGCGCAAGCCGCUAGCAGAAGAGAUUGCCCAGGAAAUCAGUAAGUACGAGAGCGAGAUGGGAAUUACAACUGCCGACAAAAUCGCCAAAGUGCAGCAGCAAUCAGCUGAGUAA